UUAACUAAAAGAUACAUAACAAGUGCUCUGGAUACAAACUCUUCACUCUCGGACUGUAUUCUUUUUUUUCUUUGAGAACAAAAGUGUAUAAAUAUAAAAUAAAAAAAGAAAAUAAAUCAAGUCUUCAGUGCAAUUUGUUUUUUAAUAUGGUAAUGCUGCUGCCAUUAUUCUUAUUGAGCUUUUGCUAUAUACACAUAACCAGUAGUAAUCGAUAAAUAAAAGGUGAAAAACCAGAUGGUAAUAAUCCCAACAAACUUUAUCAAUUAAGGAGAUUGAUCAGUCUCCAAGGUCUGUGACUGAGAUCCGAAACCAAAAUAAAUUUGUCAUUAACUAAGAAUAUUACAAAAAUUUACAAAAUGGCUUCUAAUGAAAGUACAGAAACUCAUAAUAACAAAAACAAUCAACAAUCAAAGGAACAGCAGCACUUGCAACAACAUAAUGUUUUGUUAGAUUCACCAAUUCGCGGACCGACGUUAUCUACAAGCACGUCUAGCUUUGAAGCGUUAGAUCCUCACGAUCCAAAUCUUAGUAAAUUGGCUACGAAGAUGUUUCGUAAAACCGAGGAAUAUAUCAGUAACGAAUUAAAUGCACCCAUAGAGGAUUAUAAACUUUUGGAAGAUAUGAAUAAAGUGACGGCAGCCAAAUACUCUGAUAUGAGGCAAAUUGCCGAAAAUUUAAGCAUUUCCACAAUCGAUUUAAGUAACAAAUUUCAGGCAUUGGUGCCACUAAUGCAACAAAUUGACGAAAUUUCCGAUACGGUUGACAAAUUGGAAGCGGCUGCUUAUAAACUUGAUGCGUAUUCGAUAGCUUUGGAAAAUCGUGUAAAAUCUGUAUUACAAAGAAAGACCAGCAUGCCAUAAUUUUGUAAAAACAAUUUAUUCAUAAAAUCAUUACCAAGGUAUACGUGCUAGCCUAAUAUUAAUUUAAAUACUAUCGCCACCAUAUUAAGAAAUAUCAAAGGAACUGUUUAAGAAAGAGAAAACAAAAAAAGUGUUUAUGUGAAGUGUUCACCGCUUUUGCAAAUAUUAAAUACUUUUCUUACUUU
Glossina fuscipes is the source of this 1045-nucleotide messenger RNA. It is a transcript of the gene Blos2, whose product is annotated as biogenesis of lysosome-related organelles complex 1 subunit 2. The coding region runs from base 357 to 860 and encodes 167 amino acids. Gene Ontology annotation, biological process: endosomal transport; lysosome localization. Gene Ontology annotation, molecular function: gamma-tubulin binding. The transcript is spliced from 2 exons. Lineage: Eukaryota; Metazoa; Arthropoda; Insecta; Diptera; Glossinidae. Gene Ontology annotation, cellular component: BLOC-1 complex; gamma-tubulin complex; BORC complex. The record is from RefSeq and is a predicted model, not a curated record.